AUGGAAAUUCAUUUUCUCUCUUCAAGGGCACUGAAUGCAGAGGAGACCACACUUUGGAUGAAGAAACAUGAUCUUCUCAAGUCCCACCGGAUCAUCUUCGUAAUUGGGGGACCAGGUUGUGGCAAGGGGACACAGUGUGAGAACAUGGCAGCCAAGUAUGGCUUCUGUCAUGUGGGCCUUGGGGAGCUAUUGAGGAAGGAGGCAAAUCAGGCCACUGUCCGGGGCCAGCAGAUCCGGGACAUCAUGCUGAAGGGCCUGCUGGUGCCCACGGGUGUGAUUCUGGACAUGGUGAGUGACAACAUGUUGUCCCGGCCUGAGAGCAAGGGCUUUCUCAUAGACGGAUUCCCCCGGGAACUCAGCCAAGCCCAGGAGUUUGAACGGAUUAUGGGUCGCUCCCCCAAUAUUGUCAUUGUCUUCGACUGCUCCACGGAAACCAUGAUUCACCGAGUAUUACAUCGAGGCCACGAAGGACAACGAGAGGAUGAUGCUGAAAACAUUGUACGGCAGAGGCUAGAGACCCAUUACACCCUUUCUGAGCCCAUCUUGGCUUUCUACCAGCAGAAAAACCUUCUCCGGAAUAUCCUGGCAGAAGAUGCUGCAGAAAACAUCUUUGCCAAAUGCUGCUCCGUCAUUGACAGUCUGCAGUAAAGCUGGAGCCCU
This is a messenger RNA of Gracilinanus agilis (Agile Gracile Mouse Opossum), 660 nucleotides long. RefSeq names its product adenylate kinase isoenzyme 1. The coding region runs from base 1 to 648 and encodes 215 amino acids. Gene Ontology annotation, biological process: nucleoside triphosphate biosynthetic process. Gene Ontology annotation, cellular component: cytoplasm; cytosol. The transcript has 5 exons. NCBI's taxonomy places the organism in Eukaryota, Metazoa, Chordata, Mammalia, Didelphimorphia, Didelphidae. The record is from RefSeq and is a predicted model, not a curated record. Gene Ontology annotation, molecular function: AMP kinase activity; ATP binding.